AUGCUGAAUCUACUAAAUGUUGAAGCCUUCAUACAAUAUUUUAUAGAUGACAUCAAAUACGUUAAAAAUGCCAAUGAAUCUUUGAAAUGGUACUUCUUCACAGAAUUCUUAUUCAAAUCUUAUCAUAUAACAGUAUCGCUUCUGACCGUGAUGCGCGCAACCAAUGGAAAGGAUGUUCUAUUUCAUCUGAGCUUUUUGUCAAUUAUAGUAGGUCAAGCUUUCCUGAUUUAUUAUCAUGUGAAUGAGUUAUCAUUAGAGAGCACAUAUUUGAGCCAAAGAAUAUUCAACAGUAACUGGUACGACCAAAGUUCUGAAGUGAAGAGAAGUCUGUUGAUUGUGAUGGCCAGAGUACAAAGACCACUUGUACUCACCAUCGGCAAUUUUGGAGUGAUCGACAAUGACUUGAUAGUGACCAUGGUCAAAGCUGCUUAUUCGUUCGUAUUGUACCAGAUAAUUUAAGUUUCCAAGGAAUGGGGAAGUUUCCUUCUGAUAACAUUCCAACAAAUCAGUUCUUCACUAAUCAGCCUUAUGUUUGCACGAUGUAGAAUGACUUUCAGAUGAACUCGACAAUGUAUUCGAAGGAUCUAUUAUUUCUGCUCUUGCAAGGCUUCGCUAGACGCUCC
This is a messenger RNA of Phaedon cochleariae (mustard beetle), 623 nucleotides long. The record is from the annotation of a GenBank genome assembly. NCBI's taxonomy places the organism in Eukaryota, Metazoa, Arthropoda, Insecta, Coleoptera, Chrysomelidae.